AUGGUUUCCUCCAAGUCUCUUCUUCUCUUUGGCCUCGGCCUUUUUGCUGGUGUCCAAGCAUGCAUCGUAGUCGACGGGAUGGUCUCAGAUGGUCUUAGCACUCAGUUCGAAGUCGACUUGACUGAUGACGGCACCAAGACUUGUACUUUCACGUGUUCAGGCGCCAUUGACGAUUGUACUGGUGACUGUAAUCACGGUUACUCAGCCAAAGCAAAAACUGGCUACGACUUUAAUACUGGCGGCCCUCUUGUUAUUGAUUAUUCAACCCCUCACGGGGACUAUUCCGUCAGUGUUGAGAAUACUAGUCAUGAUUGUAUGAACUGCUGCGGUGGAACUAUCCCAUGCACUUGUUGUCAGAACAAGUACGGUGGGUCGUUCUUUGGGUGCUAG
This is a messenger RNA of Talaromyces proteolyticus, 390 nucleotides long. RefSeq lists its product as uncharacterized. The coding region runs from base 1 to 390 and encodes 129 amino acids. Lineage: Eukaryota; Fungi; Ascomycota; Eurotiomycetes; Eurotiales; Trichocomaceae. The transcript has a single exon. The record is from RefSeq and is a predicted model, not a curated record.